UAAUCAGAGACUGACCAUAGUUAGUACUAUCUCUCUAGUGAGACCGAGUAACCAUGACAGCUCACACUCACACCCUCCCACACUGAUACAAUAACUGGGAGCAGCAUUGUAACCAGCCAUGUGCUCCAUCCAGUCUCCUCCUCUUCCUCCCUGUCUGCGUCUGCUGUUACAGUGAAAUCCUUCAUUUCCUGUCACCUCCAUCUCUCCGGCCAGGGGUAAUCUGACAUGUCCAAUGCUGUUCAAGAAGAGCUCUCUCUAAUUUCUAAUAGUGGCAAGUCAAAGAAAAAGAGAUGGGGCUUGGUAAUCACUGGUGUUGUAGGAGGGACAUUAGUGGCUCUAUAUGCUGUAGCUACUCCAUUUGUAGCACCAGCAUUGAGAAAAAUUUGUCUUCCCUAUGUUCCUGCAACUCCGACACAGGUUGAAAAUGUACUAAAAAUGCUUAAUUCUAGAAGUGGGCCAGUGGUUGACAUUGGAAGUGGUGAUGGACGUAUUGUGAUAGCUGCAGCAAAAAAAGGGUUCCAAGCAGUUGGUUAUGAAUUGAAUCCUUGGUUAGUGUGGUAUUCCAGGUAUCGUGCAUGGAGAGAAGGUGUGAAUCAUAAAACCACAUUUUAUAUUUCGGAUUUAUGGAAGAUCAGUUUUUCCCGUUAUACAAAUGUUGUAAUAUUUGGUGUGCCACAGAUGAUGCCUCAGUUAGAAAAGAAGCUUGAGAUGGAACUGGAUGAAUGUGCCAGAGUAAUAGCUUGCCGAUUUCCCUUUCCUCAUUGGAUUCCAAAGCAUGUCUCUGGUGAAGGUGUAGACACUGUUUGGACAUAUGAAUUGGAUACAUUAAAGAAAUACAAGGAGUCAAGAUCAGUUGACCAAAAUCAAAUCCCUUCUGAUUUAGUAUAAAGGAACAUUAAGUUUUACAUAAAUCGAUUGAGAACAAUAGAAAUGCUUAUAAUUUGCCUUGCUAAUCAAAAGAGUUCAAAGAUUUAUAAAGGCCAAACAUGCUAUUGUGUUACUAGGUACCAAUUAUUGAGAGAAUUUCUAUUGUUUUCCAUGGAGACUGAUACUUAUGCAGCACUUUGCAUCAGAAUAGUAUCCAUUUCUGUCUUGAUAAAUGUCCCUUUUUGUGUUUUAUGUGAAGACAAACUGAUACUUAAAUAUGUAUGGUUUUGUUUUGCAUAUCAUUGUAUAAAGUCUGUAAUAAAUAUUAUGAAUAUUUGUUUUGUCUGUUAUUUAACGUUUAUCUUUAA
Pelobates fuscus (common spadefoot toad) is the source of this 1235-nucleotide messenger RNA. RefSeq names its product ATP synthase c subunit lysine N-methyltransferase (gene ATPSCKMT). The transcript has 5 exons. Bases 226 to 888 code for a protein of 220 amino acids. Gene Ontology annotation, molecular function: protein-lysine N-methyltransferase activity. The record is from RefSeq and is a predicted model, not a curated record. Gene Ontology annotation, cellular component: mitochondrion. Gene Ontology annotation, biological process: positive regulation of proton-transporting ATP synthase activity, rotational mechanism; regulation of mitochondrial ATP synthesis coupled proton transport; peptidyl-lysine trimethylation. NCBI's taxonomy places the organism in Eukaryota, Metazoa, Chordata, Amphibia, Anura, Pelobatidae.